Messenger RNA from Myotis brandtii (Brandt's bat), 5237 nucleotides. RefSeq names its product Rho guanine nucleotide exchange factor (GEF) 5 (gene ARHGEF5). NCBI's taxonomy places the organism in Eukaryota, Metazoa, Chordata, Mammalia, Chiroptera, Vespertilionidae. Gene Ontology annotation, molecular function: guanyl-nucleotide exchange factor activity; protein binding. Gene Ontology annotation, cellular component: cytoplasm; nucleus. Gene Ontology annotation, biological process: activation of GTPase activity; intracellular signal transduction. The transcript has 16 exons. The record is from RefSeq and is a predicted model, not a curated record. The coding region runs from base 100 to 5100 and encodes 1666 amino acids.
GCCUCCAGGGCCUGUGCUGGGGACGGCCGGCCGGCGCCUGGGACCCGGAGGGACUCUGGUGCCGGGACAGCAUGUGACACUGCCCAGGAUUCAGCCCCGAUGGAGGCUGCGGAGCCCCGGAGUGGAGCACCGGCUCCCAUUCCUGCUGUAGCAGAAUUCAGUGUUAUCCCUGAAGCUCUCGUGAGAAGCAGCCAGCCCCCUGCCGUGGGGCCCAAAGCUCAAGAAGGCCGGGACCCACCCUAUACGUGGGCAGAGGAAAGCAGACUCUGGGAGACCCAGCAGAGAGAUUUAAGAGAUGUGAAUGAUUGUGCAACUGAGAGUAUGACCUCUUUCCCCAAGGAGGCCCCUUUGGAUGUGGAGACCAAGCAGGAAAACCUUAUGGCCGAGGCCUGGGACACCCCAGAGUGCCAGAAAGCAGUGCCCGCGAGCCUGGCAGACAGACAGGCAAGGACACCAGCUCCUCCAGAGCACUGGGCCUGCCCUGUCCAGGGUAAACAUCUGAACAUGACCCCACUAUGCAGUGAACUGCGCAGCAGAUUGGAGGUGGAACUCAGACCAGAAUUCCCUUCUUUGACGUUGGGGACUGGACAAGCAGCAGAGAAAGAGGAAGCUUCUCCAGAUGCCUCUGCUCGAGCCAGAUGUUCAUCUUCCUGUGAAGAGCACUUUGUAGAGACCGACUCCCUGCAGGACUCUGAAAGUGGGACUGCCAGGCAGGGCGAGGAGCUGCAGGAAAGUCGAGGGAAAGAAAGGCUUGUGUGUCCCCAGGAGGCCAAGGGGCUGGAGUUGCAGGGACAAGAAGAGGGGGAAGUCCUGGGGGAGGCUGUGUGUUCUGAGGGGCUUCUAGGGGAGCAGGAACAGAUGGGGGAACAGGUUAAUGGUACACAGGGAGGACAGAGGCAAAAACAGGGACAGAUGCAAGAUGAUAUGGUGCUUGCAAAACAAGGAGAAAGGGAGGAGCCUAAUGAGGAAUCAGGAGGUGUGAAUUGUGAUGAGUGGGAGGGGAGGACUCAGGGCCAGGAAGAUCUGGAAGUGGGUGAACAGAGGAAGAGGGAGUUGAAGGGGCCUGAGGAGAGUAGGAUGGGUGCUCAGUACCAGGAGUAUCAAAGCUUAGCCAGGUGGUCAGUGAACGUACCUGGAAGGCAAGAACAUCAAAGUCUGCCAGGGACACUGAUGCCAGAGGAGGAGGAAGAGGAGGCAGAAGGUUGGGAUGGGGCCACACUGGGGGGAGUGGGAAGAGAGAGGAUUGCAGAGGAGGAGGAAGAGCAUGAUGGUCUUCCCACACUGGCCCCCAAGGUUUAUUCUCCCUGUGACUUGUUCCCAGAUGCUUGUAAUGCCAGGAUUCCUGGUUCUCAGACAGAGUUUAGGGCUGAGGAGCUUUGUCCCAUAGCUCAGACUCCUACCCUGGAGCCAAUAGGAUGUUCCUGUCAGUCCAAUCCUUCACCUCGCUUCUUUCCUGCUGGGGGGCCACCUGCUCAAGAAAUAGCUCAGGACCCCCAGCCAGAGGGUUCCCAGUUGGGGACAGGGACAGCAUCCAGUGGGAGGCCCCAGGUGGCCUCUGCUGGUGCACCUGAGACUUCUCCAAACUCACCAGACUCAGCUCCCUCCACAUUUGCUGAAGUCUCCCCCAGCGGAGCCGCCUUGCUGGCUGCCAGCCCCCCAAUUGCCAUCCCCAGGACAAAGGCCUCUCUGGCUGCAUAUUCUCCAGAAACUACCAGAACCUCUUUCUCCACCGACAUCCCAUCUGCCUGUGGGGCUUCUGAGACUCUCCUGGCGGCCCUCCCCGGCUCUCCCUCUGCAGAGGCUACCGUGGACCCACAAGGAAGCUCCAAUGGGGCCAUUCCUCAGAGCCCCCUAGCUGACUUCACAGGGGCCAUCCAGCACCUAUUGAGCAACUCUUUCCCGGGCUCUCACAGGACACAGCUGGCUCCGGACCUGGUGGGACGAUCACUUUCCUUCUCUCAUUCAGAGUUGCCUCAGAGACCUCCCAAACCUGCCAUCCAUGGCUCUGUGAACCCAAGAAGGGACAGGAAAAGCAGUAGGGACUGCAGCGUUAUUCCAGAAUUCCCUAGUUCAUUGUCCACUCUGGGGCAUGACUCUGGAGACUUUACCUCUGAUUCACACAGGCCCAGCAGUCCCCACGGCAGCCAGCCAUGGGGCUCCCCACAUAAUUCAGCCUUUGCCCCAGGGUCUCCUAUAUAUGGCUCUUCACCUGUCUUCAUAGAUACCAGGCUGCAUGAACCUCCACCUCCUGCUCCUCCAAAGAAGAGGCAUGUCCACACCUCCGAGGUGGAGAGAGAUGGCCAUCUCAGUGCAGCGGUCCCCACACUGAGGCACUGUAGCUACCCUCCAUUGGCCCUAAGUUCAGGGCUAUGUGGCCCCCCCAAAGUUCCACUUCCUGAAAUUCCUGACCCCCAUGUGGCAAGGCAGUACCGACCUCUGCCCUCUACCCCAGAUGAUUCCCACCAUAGUCGGACUUCUUCCUCCCCAAGGCUGAGAUACAACAAGCCAUUACCCCCAACUCCUGAUUUGUUUCAGCCCCACCAUUCUCCCGUUUCUCAUAAUAGUCCAAGGAUCUACAGGCCUCUACCCCCUGUUCCUGUCAUAAAUCCCCUCACUGAACCACCACCAUUACCCCCAAAGGCCAGAGGGAGGAACAAGAGCAUUCAGCAGGCACUCAUGAAUUCAGGGGGUCAAGCCAAGCCCAGGCCUGUUGGUCAAGAGUGGGCAGUCUCCAGUCCCCACUCUGGAGGACGUACUUCCUGGCCCCCAGCCAUGGGCAGAUCAACAGACUCUUUGGCUUCCACCAGUAGGAGAAAGAGUGAAGUAUCCCCUGACAUAGCUUUCAGCAACAUGACGAGCCUUCCAAGUCCCUCUUCCCCAAACACCCCCUGGACUAUGGGUCUCCAGGAACCCACCUCUGAACCAGGGCUCUCAGAAGAGUCAGAGGCCCCUGCCAAAGGAUCUUUAAGAAGAACAGACCCUCAGGAAGGAGCCAGUGGCCUGAGGAGGUCGGCUAUAGGUCGAGCAAGGCAGCCUGAAAAACCCAGCCAUCCCCACCUGGAGAAGGCAUCCAGCUGGCCCCACAGGCGGGACACAGGGAGACCACCGCAGGGCAGUGGUGAACAGGCUGCCAUCUCUGGUGAGGACUCCAGUAAGCACAAGGGCUGGCAUCGGCAAGGCCUGCGCAGACCUUCCAUCUUACCUGAGGGCUCUUCAGAUACAAGAGGCCCAGCCACGGAAAAGCCCCCUGGCCCUUCAGACUCCAUUGUUUUUCGGGAGAAAAAGCCAAAGGAGGUGAUGGGAGGCUUUUCAAGACGCUGCUCAAAGCUCAUCAACUCCUCCCAGCUGCUUUACCAGGAGUACAGCGAUGUGGUUCUGAACAAGGAGAUUCAGAGCCAGCAGCGGCUGGACAGCUUGGCAGAGGCCUCUGGGCCCGCCUCCCCCCGGCAGCCCCGAAAGGUCCUGGUGUCCUCAGAGUCUUACCUGCAGCGCCUCUCCAUGGCCUCCAGGAGCUCCCUCUGGCAGGAGAUCCCUGUGGUGCGCAAUAGCACUGUGCUGCUCUCCAUGACCCAUGAAGACCAAAAACUGCAAGAGUACCACCUCCACUACCACCACCACCACCACCUCCACCAUCACCACACACUCGUGCAUCCCAAGCUGUCAGCCAUCUCCACUCCAACGGACUUCAAUUGCUCUCUGAAGAUCAUCACCCACCUGCCUCUCCACUUCCUUAUGCCAUGGCCAUUUACUGCUACCUGGUGUUGGUUCAGACUCAUACAAAGUGGCCAGGCCAAAUUUGAGCUGAUUGUGUCAGAGGCCUCCUACCUGCGCAGCCUGAACAUAGCUGUGGAUCACUUCCAGCAUUCACCCCAGCUCCGGGCCAUCCUUUCCAACCAAGACCAGCAGUGGCUCUUCUCUCGUCUACAGGACGUGCGUGAUGUCAGUGCCACGUUCCUUUCAGACUUGGAGGAGAACUUUGAGAACAACAUCUUCACCUUCCACGUGUGUGAUGUAGUCCUGAACCAUGCCUCCCACUUCCGCCGGGUCUACCUGCCUUAUGUCACCAACCAGACCUACCAGGAACGCACCUUCCAAACUCUGCUGAGCACCAACAGCAGCUUCCGUGAGGUCCUAGAGAGGCUGGAGAGCGACCCUGUCUGCCAGCGCCUGUCCCUCAAGUCCUUUCUGAUCCUGCCAUUCCAGCGCAUCACCCGUCUCAAACUGCUGCUCCAGAACAUUCUGAAGAGAACACAGCCUGGCUCCUCAGAGGAAGCAGAGGCCACGAAGGCGCACCAUGCUCUGGAGGAGCUGAUCCGGGACUGCAAUAACAACGUCCAGAGAAUGCGCCGGACGGAGGAGCUCAUCUACCUGAGCCAGAAGAUUGAGUUUGAAUGCAAGAUAUUCCCGCUCAUUUCACAGUCACGCUGGCUGGUGAAGAGUGGCGAGCUGGCUGCCCUGGAGUCCAGUGUCUCCCCAGGGCUGCGAAGGAAACUGAACACACGUCCAGUCCACCUGCAUCUCUUCAAUGACUGUCUCUUGCUGUCUCGGCCCCGAGAGUCAGUGAUUGGAAUGGGAGGACAGACCACAAGAGGAAAAUGGGAGAGGGGUGGCCGAUUCCUGGUGUUUGACCAUGCUCCCUUCUCCUCUAUUCGGGGGGAAAAGUGUGAAAUGAAGCUACAUGGACCUCACAAAAACCUCUUCCGACUCUUCCUGCUGCACAACACGCAGGGCACCCAGGCCGAGUUCCUCUUCAGCACGGAGACUCAAAGUGAAAAGCUUCGAUGGAUCUCUGCCUUGGCCAUGCCAAGAGAGGAGUUGGACCUUCUGGAGUGUUAUGAUUCCCCACAAGUGCAGUGCCUUCGAGCCUACAAACCCCGAGAGAAUGAUGAGUUGGCUUUGGAGAAAGCAGACGUGGUGAUGGUGACUCAACAAAGCAGUGAUGGCUGGCUGGAGGGCAUGAGACUCUCAGAUGGGGAGCGAGGCUGGUUUCCUGUGCAUCAGGUGGAGUUCAUUUCCAACCCGGAGGUUCGUGCACGGAACCUGAAGGAAGCCCAGCGAGUCAAGACGGCCAAACUACAGCUGGUAGAACAACAGACCUAGCUAUUCUCUGGAAGGACUCCCCUGAGCUUAAGGACAAGUUGUUCUUGGAGAGGGCUGGCCCUACAACCCUGCAACAGAGGCCUUCUGUGGACCAAGAACUAGACCUUCUGAGAGCCCAAGAACAAAAUCCAACUACC